CUAGCUCGUUUAUGUUGGCUGCGCACCUUGUGUCGAUAGUAAAGAGAAUUCUGGGUAGAAUAACGUGUGUCGUGUUGCCCGUUACUGUGAAAUAUCGACACCCAAAAAUAUCAUUUAAAUAAGUCGAACUAUGCGAUCGAAAAACGGAGUGAACUGAUUUUAAACGUGUUAUUAUCAUCAUUAUUUAACGGAUUCAUUUAUUUGCUUAAUUAACUGCGAUAAAUUUUCUGAAAUAAGAUAUUAUUUGUAGCACCUAGCCGACAUCGUUGAUAAUUCUUGUGAAAUCAUUUUCUCACCUAGUACACCUGCAUCAAUCCUCUGCAUCUAUCGAAGGAGCGUUUUGAUCCGCAUUGUGAUCAAUCAUGAUCAACCUUACGGUGAAGACUUUAGAUUCGCAGAAUCAUGCAUUCUCUUUGGAAGACGACCAAAUUACAGUUCGUAGAUUUAAAGAACAUAUAGCAGAGUCUGUAGCUGUGCCAGCUGAUUCACAGAGACUUAUUUAUUGUGGAAGAGUUCUUCAAGAUGAUAAAAAAUUAAAUGACUAUGACGUAAAUGGUAAAGUUAUACAUUUGGUGCAAAGUGCACCUCCUCAACCUGGGCAAAGAAACAAUGAUAGUGGGCAAAGUCAAGGACAACAAAAUCAAGGAUGGCAAAAUCAACAGAGACCACACUAUCGUUUCAGUCAUGCUCAAAUGCAUGGAAAUGCUAUGUAUUUAGGUGCUAUGUCUGUACCAGCUGAAAUUGUUGAAGGACAUGGGUUACCAGUGCCACAAUUAAGUAACAGUCUAUCGAAUAGUCGUUUAAUAGUUGCUAAACGUAUGCUCAAUCGUGCAAAUGAAUUGAUGGACCGUCUUGACGAUCCUUCAGCACCCCUACAUCCUAGUACAUCGGAAAAUAAUCAAUCUCCAUUACCGCAACAAAUACAAGUACAAGAUAUAGAAACAGACCAGGAAGAUAUUUUCAGAAUCGCAGAAGGUCGACAGUCAACUGGAACUAGACUUUCGGAAGCUGUAGCAGCUGCAUUAGGAGUCGCAAUCUCUGCAUCAGGUGCCAGCAAUGUUACCUUAUUAAGAGGAAGCAAUGAUGAUGCGAAUGAAGGAAGAACUACUAGUAAUGAGGCGCAAGAAGAUGCUGAAAUGGAGUCGUCUGCACAAUCACAAAGUGAGCAACAGGGAACAUCAAAUGCAAGUGGACAAAAUAGCAGACGACCACCUACUCAAUUGCCACGACCUCCACAAAUGGGAUACUUAUUAGACAGAUUAUUGAGUACUCAAGAUCGUUUAAGACCAUACAUCGAACGCUACCGUGUACUUAUGUUGGCUGAUCCAUCAUUGCCUCCAGGACCUGGAACGCCAGAAGUCGUUGAAGAAACUCAAAGAAUGGUGGAUGGUGUUAGUGAAUGUUUACAUUACUUGUCUCAUUCCUGCCAUGCUUUAAGUGACAUAAUUGUUGAUAUGAGACAGCAACCACCUAGAAAUUUACGAUGUCGACCUAUUAUCAUACAACAUUCUGCUAUUCUGCAAGCUGGUGUACCGAUCCAGGUAGAGGCUCAUAUUAGUUUACAUGGUCGCAAUGCAAACAAUAAUAACGGUAAUGAAGAAACCACUGAAUCUACAAAUGCCGCCCAACAACCGUCAGAUAUUGUUGUAGCUUCGGGAUCGAUCGAAGUUACAACAGAGGAUAAUAAUCAGCCACAAGAAUCUAGUAGUACACCACCUUCUCAACCAUCGGAACAACAGCGACCGCAAGAACCACCGCAAUCGCAAUUUGUGUUUGAUUUGUCAAACAACGUUGAAGUAUUGAUGGAAGUCAGUCCUGAUAGUAAUAUGGAAGCUUCUUCAGGAAACGAACCAAAUCAAUCUGGUGAAAACAAUAAUAAUAAUAACGCUGGAAGAAGCAGUGGAAAUACUGCUGGCAUAUUUCCUUGGGGUUCUGCUCCCACGCCAGAUUUUCUACGCAAUUUAAUGCAAGCAGUUGCUGGUCAUAUGGCGCAAGGUGGUAUCGCUACGGUUCCAUUAACAACACGCACCACAGCUACUACUGCAGGAGGAACCCAGCAAACGGUUGCUGCAACAAUGGAUAGUACAUCUACUAAUGCUGCACAGAGCACGCAAGCUCGAAGUAAUGUAGGAACUCAUCCAACUACCGCAACUCAAACUCGUAGUACUUCACGUCCUCAUGUUUUCCAUCAACAUCAUGCACAUCCGCUUGGUGUUGGAAUGAGCAUGGGUCAAGGACUCGAAUUUGAUCCAUUUCUUCCCUGCAAUUCACAUCAUGUACGUCGUACACCGACUAGUACACCAAAUGUUACAGUCAAUUCACAAUCUACCAGAGCCAGUCAAACGCCUGCACAAGAAACUCAACCUCAGGCACAAACAGCAAGUACGUCUACAGCAAGUAGUACUGCUAGUUCUACCAGCACAGCUUCGCCGACUUCUAGCCAAAAUACUACACCUAAUCCUAUAAUUAAUUUCUUACGUCAAAUAGUAGGAGACACAAGCGGACAACAACAAACUAAUAUAAACGUUAACAGCAGCCAUAGUGACCCUGACUUAGCGGAAAAUAUCGGAAAUUUGAUGGAAAUGGUUGGUAAUGGAAACAUUCAUAUAGGAAUCGUGGGAGAUGGGGGAGGUACUAAUUUAGUUGGUGGAAAUGUAACCCUUGCAAAUUUAUUAGAAAUUAACGAUGCACAAUCUCGUGAGAAUAUUACGGAAGAAAAUUUACUCGCUGAACUAGCUUUGAUUUUUGCACGUUACAUGACUGUAGAAGAUGUCGUUCGACUAAGACUCGGAAGAUCAGAACCAAUUGCUAGGCUUCGAGUACCAUUGAGAUUUUUGUGUUGUGUAAUAAUGAAUAAUUCAACUGGAUCUGAAGAACGAGACCAAGUAGUGGAACGUUUAAUUUUACACUACAGACCACAUCUCCAGCAACUUUUAGAAAGGGCGGAGGAUAGUACUGGCAGAAGUGGUUCUACCGUAGACCUUUGCGCUACGAUCGAAUCAAUAUUGUCACGGUAUUGCAAGGAAAUGUUAAGACUCCUAUUCGAUCCGAAUAUUGAUGACAGUAGAUUCGGAUAUGAAAUAUUAAUAAUCGUAAAGACUAUGGGAAGUUUAUUGUGCACUGUGCUUCGAUAUUCUCUUCGCGGAGGACAAGCAGGUUUAGAGUCGGUUGUAGGCCGUUUUAUGUUCCGUAUGGUUAAUGCCGUUAAUCCCACAUUUCGGGAAUGGAUGUUAAGUAGUUUUAUUCUUCACUUCCGCACUUACUCAUUACGUAUUCCACAACCACCGGAUUCCGAAAUUCUUCCACUUCUCAUAUAUAAAGAUACUGCACAAACAACGUCGGGAUCUUCAACGGUAUCGCACGAAUCGACAUGUUCAACGCAAGAACAGUCACAGCAGCAACAACAGCAAUCGCAAUCGCAAUCGCAACCGCAACCACAACAACCGCAGCAACAACAAUCGCAACACGAGCCAAUGGAAACAGAAACUAUGGAAGAAAAGUCUAAUAAUGAAGCUUCUGUACCCGAUGAAGGGGAAGAUAUUCCAGAAACAUUUCCAGGACAUGAGUCGUUACCUUCGGAAUGGAUACCUAUAAUUGCACGCGAUGGAGUAAGACAACGACGACAAUUACAGAUGCAAGGAAUGGCGAAUAGUGCUGUAACAACUUUCAGUGAUGCAUACAUAGGUAGUUUACCAACAAAACGGCGCAAACUUAUCGAACAACAAAAGCCACGAUUAUUAGUCAGUCCAACUCCUAAUCACUCAGCCAUAACGGCAUCAGUAGAGCGUUUAGUUCGAGAAGGUGUUAGUCGUGCAGGAAUCGAGGAAGUUGAAGGGGCCGCCGUUGCCGUAGCAACAGAUCCUGGAGUUAGACAUGCCUUUGGUCAGGCAAUAAGGGACUGCUUAAAUCCACGUAGAUACGGUACUCCGGAUUUCCCUGAUCCAUUACGUUUUCCAAACGCAACUAAAUAUUUUUCAGAUCAAGAAAGGUCAUCAAAGUAAUGAAAAAGAAGAUAAAAUCUAAACAAUAAAGAAACGACAAAAAAAUUGCAUAUGGCCUGCGUUUGUGACUUAGAGUAUCUAGGAGGACUUAGGUAGCAUAAUCAAUGAUCAUAAAGAAACAAAAAACCUUUAAUAAUGCAUUGUAUUCGCGAUCUAUUGUCACGCUACUAUUAUCUUUAACCUGAUCAUAAUUAAGACAAAGAUUCGUGUAUAAUAUCUCAUUUUACUUGAAAUUAUAAAGGUGUUUUAAUAUACAUAUAUAAACAUAUAUAUAUGUGUAUAUUAUAUAUUACCUGGUAUUUUACCAAGAGGUUUUUUUUUUUUAUCUCAAAACACUUUUUUUUAAUAUUAUUAUACAAGUGUAUAAAGCGCUUCAACGCUUUGUAAAUAUGUUUAAACAUUGCUACAUUCAACGUAUGUAUUUGUGCGAUAUUAAGCAAAGAAAAAAGGAAGAGUUUACAAUCUAUUUGCUACCGGUCGCUCUACCUUUAUACUCUAAACAUUAGGAUGAGAUCAUCUUAUAUAAACGUAUCGAUAUUAUCAUCAGUACAUUUUUAAUAGUGAAAUGACUUUCGCUAGAAAUAUUGUUAUUACGGCAAAAUUCAAGUUAUUAUCGAUUAGAUUUAAAUGAUUACAGUUGUAGCAAAUUCAUCGGAUGUACUAAUUAUUACUAAUUAUAUUAUUAUCACAAUAC
This is a messenger RNA of Polistes canadensis, 4695 nucleotides long. Its product is annotated as large proline-rich protein BAG6. The transcript is spliced from 21 exons. Gene Ontology annotation, molecular function: misfolded protein binding; polyubiquitin modification-dependent protein binding. Lineage: Eukaryota; Metazoa; Arthropoda; Insecta; Hymenoptera; Vespidae. Gene Ontology annotation, cellular component: BAT3 complex. The coding region runs from base 363 to 4001 and encodes 1212 amino acids. The record is from RefSeq and is a predicted model, not a curated record.